Molecule: messenger RNA, 8717 nt
Organism: Bursaphelenchus xylophilus (pine wood nematode)
Lineage: Eukaryota; Metazoa; Nematoda; Chromadorea; Rhabditida; Aphelenchoididae
Source: the annotation of a GenBank genome assembly
AUGAAAACAUUGGUUUGUCUGCUGCUUAUUUCGAAUGGUGCCGAUGCCUUUCAGUAUUUUGCAUAUGGUGGAAGUAAGUUCUGUUUUAUACAUACUGUUUUCAAGGGCAAAACUUCUGUCUUUUGUAUUAUUUUUUUCACACAUAGCAUUAUUUUUCAGACAGCCCUAAUAUCCCAAUCUUCUACUCAUCCAAUUUUUCAUCAAGGACUAAAGCCAAGUUAGAUCUGAACAGCGUCGUGACGUUCUUUCAAAGCACAGAAUGCCGCUGUGCAUCUGGCAGCGGCCCAUAUGAUCCAAAGUAAGCCUAUAGCACCGAAAUAUAUACAUCGAACCUUACGAAAUCUUACAAUGUUCUUACAAUUUCUGUUAGAAAGUACCAUGGAAAAAAACUAGGGAAUACCCGCGAGAUUCAAUACGAUCAAAGCAGUCUGACGGUGACCGACUACCAGGGCUACAUAAAGGGGCUGUUUGGAGUUGAAGAAAACGCGACAAUACCUAUAGUUGUUGAAGCUUCCGGGAGAUUUUACACUCCAUACGCAACGGCUAUUUAUGGAUUACAAUUGGACCCAAAAAAGAAAGAUUCAGCGAUCAUGCGGCUGUUCAGAGAGAACAAAGAUGCUCAGAAUGUCAUCUUUAGGCGAGGGCCUUUCGAGCAAAGGCUGGUGAGUUGAAAAGUCGGCCGUUAUUGCUGAAAAAAGCUUUGAAGAAAUUAAGUUUCCACACCUCUUCAAAAUGAUUACAGGGCGGACCUGAUCCAGUGGUAGAAACGUUCUACAGGGUGGGCCACUAAAACCUUCCGUCCUCUUUUUUUAGAUUUCUCCGCGGAGACUCCGCCGAUUUUCAUGAAAUUUAGCUUUUUCUGGAGCUGAGAUGCGCCAUUUUCAACCGGUAAAAUUGGAAAAGAAAAUAUCCUGAAUUGACCUUUCCAUGCCUUUCCAAAGCUUUUGCAAAUUAUUUUCGAGCCGAAACCGCUAAAACUUACAGGGGAAGUACGCCAAGUGCGACGCUCAGAUUUUGAUGAAACUUGGCACAAAUUCAGAGUAAUUUUUUCUAAGAUAUAUGCGAGAAUCCUAGCUCGCGCUUUGCAGAAACAACCGAGAUUCUUAGAACGAAAGUCGGCCAAAAUUUUGGGACUUUUUGCCGAAUUUCGGCACGAAAAGUUUCAUGCCUAUUUCUACCGUAAAGGAUAAUGUUUCUACAAAAAAUCAAGUUUUUCCGCACGAAACUGCCAAAGUUAUGGCCAAAAAGCGUUUUUCUCUCUGGCCGCUCUCCACGUUUCGCGUGCUCUCUCGGCGGCAAAAAUCGCUCGAUAUCUCGGCGGCGUAAAACAUUCACAACUCGCUGACGUCGUGAGCAAGCGGUUUCGGCUCGAAAAUAAUUUUCAGAAACUUUGGAAAGGCAUGGAAAGGUCAAUUCAGGAUAUUUUCUUUUCCAAUUUUUUUACCGGUUGAAAAUGGCGCAUCUCAGCUCCAGAAAAAUUUAAAUUUCAUGAAAAUCGGCGGAGUCUCCGCGGAGAAAUCUAAAAAAAGAGGACGGAAAGUUUUAGUGGCCUACCCUGUGUUUUGCAUGCGGGAAGUAUCAGAAAAUGUGGCAAAAUGCCUCCCUCUCCAACCAAAAAAAUCCGUUUUGAAAAGCGCGUUCUUUCCCUUAUGAAAAGAGCUUUUGAAAUCGAAGUUUUUUCGAUUGGAGAGAGAGGUAUUUUGCUACAUUUUUGGUACUUCUUACAUGCAAAAUGGAACAUUUUCUGCCAUUGGAUCAGGUCCGACACUGUGUCUUUUCCAGAAAAAGAAAGAGAUACGAUUUGUGAAAGGCAACGUUGCCAUUGGCACACCGGCUCUCAGAGGUUGCGAGGAGUUCAAACAUACAAGCACCAUUGCCGACAAAGGCUGGAAAAUAAAAGCUGAGUAAGUAUACGCCUUUCAUUGCAUUGCGGCUUUAAAAUCGGCAAAAAACCCCUCAUUUUUUCAGUGUUUACAUUGGCGAUGAUCUCUAUUCUGAUCAGAUUGUUGGAUUUUCCAUUGACAGGACAACAAAAAUUCCUCCGAAAGUGUUCGAAAAACAUUUUGAGCCAGCAAAAAAAGCGGAGGAACUGAAGCCGCUAACUCUCUCAUACAACAAGCUCAAUUUUACAAUCAGCUCAACGGCGUUUGAGCAUUACGACUUCUUCAAACAGGAGAAAUUUACGAUCCAAGCCGUGGCUAAUCAACAUGACGAAUUUGUCUUGGGCAAGAACUUCUUGGCAAGUUAUUGUUUAAAACUGCGGGCCGAUGACAAAGAGCUGACAAAGUUUUCGAUUGGUUUGGCGACAAGUCCGGCUUUGCAUGAUGAUCCAGAAUGGUUUAUUAUUAAUGACAAGAGUGAUGACGAGGACAAUGGAGAGCCCGAUGUUUGUGGUCGUAUUGUUGUUAGUGCUUGGCUGAUUUUUGUGUUGUUUGCUUUUUUUAUGUAGGUUUGUCUAUUUGAGCUCUUAGUCUGACCAUUCGGUCGUAUGUAUUUUUUUUUCGUUUUCUCAAAUAAUGUUUUGAAAUAAAUUCUGAAGUAAUUCUUGACAUUUGGACUGUCCAGAAAAAGUCAGAUUGCGCGCCACCACCCAAAAAACCGCGGUGAAAAAAUCAAGCAGAUUGCGCAGUAGAAAGAAAACUUUUUUUUUUCUCACAAUGCACGCCGCUAAAAUCACUUCAGAGACUUUGCGAACGGACUAGCAGAAGCGUCCAUUGUGCGUUUCUGGGGCUUCAAACAACAUGCAUUUCUUGACCAUUCUUUGAAUCCCAAAGAAGUAAGCAUGGGGUGCAAAAUUUCGAAUCAAAUUGUAACAUUCACUUUUGUGUUCAAAAAAAUGAAAUUUUUGGGCCCUUGCCCUGCGGCGAAUCGAAUUGAUUUUUAAUAACAUCACGCUUGAAAAGCGUGAAAAAAGGUGGCCGGGCAGCACACGAAACGUUCAGGAGGAUGUGAGAUGUAAUUAGUGUGAAAAAAGAAAGUUAGUCGGUCAUUAUGCACAUUAAAUGGAGCUCUAUUUUUUGACUAAAAGUUUUAUUAGAGAAUUCGAACACCAGACGGUUACUCUUGACUUUCCUUCCUCAGUAGACCGUCUGUAAUUGCAGUAAAAUAUCCCUUGCAUCUGUAGAGGUGAAUUGGCAUAGGAAGAGUAUUUAUUCCUAAACUAAACAAUGCACAUUAUAGACGGAGACUUCAAAGCCUUUCCUCAUUGUCAGCUUUUUUAAUUUUAUUAACUCACUUGAUAUUUUUUACGCCGAUUAAACCGGACGUAGCUUAUCACCGAAAAGAAUGUUAUUACUUGAAAAUGUCAUAUGAAUUUUAAUUGUUUCUAAUAUUGCUAAAUCUUGUUGUUUUUGCCGACAAUGGCAGUUAUUUUAACUAUUCUUUUCACGGUUACUGCAUUUAUUAUCGCUGAAACAAAAAUUUUGAGUUACGUUGGGGGUACGUGAUAUUUGCUGUUUGAUCUGGCAUCUCUGAUUUUUAGAUUCCCCAUAUAUCUUUGUUAAAUUUGCAAGUGAUACAAAAGAUUAUGCUAUUGUGAAUCUGCAGAUUGACAACUUUGAUACGUUCUUCUUGGGGAAAGUCUGUGCUGAAAAUGCAAGUUGCUCACCAAAUACUGGAAAUGUAUAUGAUCCCGAGUACGCACAAGUUUUUUAUUGUCUUGAAAUCUCGCUUGACCCUCUACUACGUUUAUUUUCCCCAUAAAGUCAAACGUUUUUGUCAUCAUAAACCUUGUGAUUUCCAGCAAAUUCAAUGGGCUUCCUACUGGCAAGAGAUUCACCACAACAUACGACAACGUCAAUCUUUAUAUUGAAAGAUACACCAGCUAUUUACACACAGAUUUUAAUGGCACGGAUGGGAAAGCUAAUAUCAGUGUAGUUACAUCCGCUAGUCGCCGCUUUGAUAUGAAGCAUGUUGGAGUAGUUGGGCUUGCCGUGAACCCGGAAAUGAGGUCAUCGCUGAUUGUGAGGGCGUUCGAGAAAAUGCAACAUCACAAACAAAUGAAUUUUAGGAGAAGUCAGUUCAAUCAGACUUUAGUAAGUUUUGGAGUUAUUUGUCUUACUCCAAUAAACCUUAUGGCAUUGGUGACGAUCUCUAUUUUAAUGUCUACGAUGUUGUCUGAAAUUUUUUUUACUUUUAGAGGGACAGAAAACUGGAGAAGAAAUAUUUGAGCGGCGAUUUCACAACAGAUGAAAAAGAAAUGCUGGGAUGUCAGCCAUUUAAGUAUGAAAAAACAAUUGAUCCAAGGAGUGGAUGGAAAAUUACUGCAGAGUAAGUAGCAAUACACAAUUCAAAAUUAUGGAAAAGCUAAGACAAUCAGGGUUACUAUAUAUGGUCAGAAAACCCCUAGCGGCCGAUUGUGUUCACAAUGAUAUAAGGUUCAGUCCUAUUAUAUAUAUAAUUGUGCCUUAUGACAGAAAAAAGGGAUAUCGUGGAUGGGUCUAGUUGCAGAGAUGCUCAUGUACAGUGGCGGACCUGAUCCAGUGGCAAAAAACGUAUCAUUUUGCAUCCGGGAAGUAUCAAAAAAUGUAGCAAAAUGCCUCUCUCCCCAAAUGAAAAGACUCCGAUUUCAAAAGCGCUCUUUUUGUGAGGGAAAGGGCGCGCCCUUCAAACCGGAGUUUUUUGACUGGAGAUGGAGGCGUUUUGCCACAUUUUUUAAUGCUUCCCGGAUGCAAAAUGGUACUUUUUUUCUCACUGGAUCAACUCCGUCACUGUUGAUGUUAAUUCUAGUUUAAAAAUCCCUGUAAACCUCUCCAAAAUCCCUUCUAUUUAAGCCUAACCCUCGGGAACACCACAUAUCCCAACCGAACCAUUAGCUUCUCUCUCGACAAACUCACUCAAUUCCCGCAAGCAAUCUUCGAAGAACACUUUCACACUACCGAAUCUCCAGAAGAUCUACCCUCGCUUAACUUGACUGCAAAGAAAUCGGAAGUUGAAGUUAUUGUCAAUUCAACCAUUUUUUACAACUUUACAGAUCUCAACUUGACUGAAUUCGAAGUUCUGGCUUUGCCUCAUGAUAGCGAAGAGAUCUUGCUGGGUUAUAACUUUUUCAGAGAUCUAUGUAUUUCGUUGAAAAGUGACGACAAGGUUAGAGAAUUUUGGGUGGGGUUGUCGAAAAAGCUACCAUUACCUGAUGACACAAGAUGGAAAGAAAUUGGGAGUAGCGACAAAGACGGAUUGAAGUUAAAUUCGCGUUUAGUUUUCUUCGUUUUAUGUUUUAUCUGGCACGAAAAUUUUUAUGACACAUUAUAAUGUACAGUAAUGGAACUCAUCUAGUGACAAAAAACGUAUCAUUUUGCAUCCGGGAAGUAUCAAAAAUGCAGCAAAAUGCCUCCCUCUCGAACUAAAAAACUCCUUUUUGAAAGGCGCGCCCUUUCCUUCACAAAAAAACGCGGGCAAGGCUCUGAAAUCGGAGUUUUUUUCGCUUGCUGAGUGAGGUAUUUUGCUAAAUUUUUUGAUACUUCCUGGAUGCAAAAUGGAACGUCUUUUGCCACUUGAUCAGGUCCGCCACUGUAAGCUUAUGGAUUUUUUCUAUUUAUUAUACAUAUAUACAUAAAAAACUGCUGAAUGUUUAUUGCCCUCACGUUUAAGGGAAUUGGCGUAUGACCUGGAUAGAACAUGCAUGAAAAGUUAUUUUGAGGGCCAUCUAACAGGAAAAUGGUCUGAACUCCCCCUUGGAAUUUCUAUCAUAGUACAAGAGGGAAGAGCUGGUCGACUUUGGUAAAAAAAGGGUCAUUUUCCAACCACAAAGUAAGCGUGACCAAAAUCGACCGAAAGUUAAAGCUGAAAAGCAAGUCAAAAAUUUUAUAAACCAAGGGCUGUAUGUUGUUCCUAAAGAAUUAAAAAAUCUCCCAAGCCAAAAAAACGAAAUUUUUUAAAAUUAACAGCGUUUUAUAAAAAAAAAUGGUCAUAAAACAAAUAUUUUCAAAGCAAAGAUAACAAAUAUUGCUCACAUUUUUUGACGAAAAAAGCCUUAUCAAGGUGCGGCUUGGGGGAAUAAACGUUUAUUGUUUCGUCCGACUAUGAGGAAAUUUAACGCCUUCUCGAAAAGACACCUAUGUCAAUCCCCACACUUAUUGUUCUAGCGCUUACGUCAGUCGUGAGUGCAGAAGUCAUCAGUUAUUACGGAGGUAAAUUUAGAUUCUUUUUUGAGUUCCAUUUUCUGUAGAUCGUCUUGGAUGAGACUAGACAUAAAACAAUGUAGAUCUAACAAUGGAUAUCUUUCACGGGGACAAGGAGAAUUGGGUGAAAGUUGGCUUAAAUUAAGACCAUGAUUUUUGAAAGAUAACUAGCUGGCGUUGUGCCAUAUCUACAAGGCUUUAUUGUCAAAUUUGAAUCUAAAAUUUUGUCCAGCCUUUUGCAAUAUGUAAUAAUGAAUUUUUGGCCUUUGUACAGCAACUGUAGAGUCUUUAGCAGCAAAAGGAUUCCUCGCCAAAUAAGUAAGUGAAAGGAGAACUUCUAAAACUUGCCUGGAUUUUUUUGGACUCUGCAGUCUCAAAAUUUUGGUUUUUGGAGCUUUUCUCUAAAAUACGGAAACUCUUCAAAAUAAUUUUUUGGGACAUCAUUUCUAGUACAUUGAUGCACAUUGGUGCCAAAUAUGGCACGUUUCUAUUCACAAUCACAAAAGUUAGACUCAUUUUUAAAGUGCGGCUAUAAUUAUGACCCACACUGUAUCUAGACCCUGUCUAGGUUUGCAUUACCGCUUUUCACUGCUAUUAUUUCUCGUACUGUUUUCUCCUUUUUAUUAAACUUCUAUUUUUUUAGAUUCUCCUCUCUACCAAACUUGCUUCAGCAACGAUGAAAGCAGCUGUCUGGACACUAGAUUAGACAUUCAGGAAGCAACUUCAUUUUACUUGGGAAAAGAAUGCUCCCAAGCAAACACUUGCACAACUUACUAUCACAAAAAGUUUUACGAUCAACAGUAAGAAUACCAAAUCUAACGCUUACAAAACCUUCCAUUUCUAGAUUAUAUAAGGGCACAAUAAUAACCCAAAAUGAAAGUUUUGAAGUCGCUGGCAGCACUUUGAAUGCAACCAAAUACAGAGGGUAUAUGAGGAGCCCGUUUAACAAAGCCGAUCCGACUUCUGAAUUCAGCGUUCUAUUUGCUGCGGAGCCUGCAAUCGCCUUCGACGACGAGGGAUUGGUUGGACUCAGCGAUAUGAAGACCGCUGAGAAGAUUUUCAACGAGAUGGAGACGAAGGAAAUCAUAAUCAGAAGAGGGCCUUUCCUUCAGUUUCUGGUAGGUGACAGUUCCAAUUCUUUUGGUACAAGUUUUCCGAUUUUGCUGACUCUCCUAAAAAGGGAAGUACCCCAAGUGCGACGCUCAGAUUUUCUUUAAAUUUGGCACACACAUCGGGCGUAGACUAAAUAUCAAUUCCUGAAAGUUUUAGCUCGCGCUUUGCAGGAGCAGCGGAGAUAUUCAACGGUCUUUUCGGCCGAGAGAGUACACGAAAGAUGUAGUGCGGUCAAAGAGAAAAACAUUUUUUUGGCCUUUUCUUAGCCAGUUUCGUAUGGAAAAAAUCAUUUUUUUUUGUGGAAGCAUUACCUUCUACAGUAGAAAUAUAAAAUAGAUAUAAAACUUUUCAUAAAAAUAGUCGCAAAAAAGUGUCGAAUUUUUUCCAACUUUCGACCUAAAAAUCUCCGUUGUUUCUGCAUAGCGCGAGCUAGGAGUCUUGCGUAUGUCAAAAAAAUUAUUCUACAUAAAUUUGUACCAAGUUUCAUUAAAAUCUGAGCGUCGCACUUGGAGUACUUCCCCUUAAGCAUUAAUUCUCUUACAAUCACUCAUCACUAAAGACUGUUGCUGCAGCAAAAAAAGCGUCGAAAAUACCCUCGAGGAAGGUUUUCAAUCAACGGAGAAAUGCUGGAAGGUUGUAAAGAGUUUUCUCACACGGAUAUUGUCGAUGAUCAGUGGAAGAUCAGAGCAGAGUGAGUUUCAAGUUGCAGUGCAACUUUGCGUAUUUUUGGCGAUACAUAGAGACAUAGAGCCAAACCAAGUGCUGUUUGCAAAUUGAGAGAAUAUCAGUUUGUCGGGAAAAUAGUGAAAAAAUAUGUCGCUGCGCCAAUCGCAUCGCUGAAGUGAAAAGAAAUUUGAUUUUGCCGCAACACAAUUCGAUUUCUCGGCGGCGAUGCGAUUUUCGAUGCAAUAGAGCGCUCACUAUUUUCCCGACAAAAUGAUACAUAAUUUUGCCUUUGGGCAUUAAAAAAUCAAUCAAAAAAUAAAUUUUUUCGCACUUUUCAGCGUGACAAUUGGCAACGAGACCUAUGAGAACCAACUUAUUGGAUUUUCACUCGAUUACUUCACCGAGAUCCCGUUGAAUCUUUUUCAAAAAUAUUUUACUGGAAUCCACAAGGUCGACGAUCUCCCUUCUUUCGGAAUCUCCUUCAACAACAAGGACUUUACCAUUCCUCCAUUCAAUUUUGUGCAGUACUAUGGGUUCGAACACAAUGUAUUAACGCCUUUCUUGAUCCACCAAAACGACACCGAAGACGGCUUUCUACUCGGCCAGAAUUUCCUCAGCGACUUUUGCAUCUCCCUGAGGCAAAACAAGGCCGCAAACAAAUUCGAGCUGGGCUUGGCGAAAAGUGAGCCAAUCAGAAGCGAUCCACCGUGGAUCAGUUAUGAUGAUGACUUUUAUGACGAUGACAAUGCAGCUGACAAAAGAGGGAUAUGCAUAUUACUAAUGGUUUUAGUUGUGGCAAUAAAAAGACUUGUUGUCUAA